Molecule: messenger RNA, 552 nt
Organism: Kazachstania africana CBS 2517
Lineage: Eukaryota; Fungi; Ascomycota; Saccharomycetes; Saccharomycetales; Saccharomycetaceae
Gene: ARL1
Product: Arf family GTPase ARL1
Exons: 1
Coding region: 1-552 (183 amino acids)
Biological process (GO): intracellular protein transport; vesicle-mediated transport
Cellular component (GO): Golgi apparatus; cytoplasm
Molecular function (GO): GTPase activity; GTP binding
Source: RefSeq, a predicted model, not a curated record
AUGGGUAAUUAUUUCAGUUCUAUGUUUGAUAGAUUAUGGGGUACUAAUAAAGAACUACGUAUCCUAAUAUUAGGGUUAGAUGGUGCAGGUAAGACGACAAUUUUGUACAGAUUACAAAUCGGUGAAGUAGUGACUACAAAGCCAACCAUUGGUUUCAAUGUAGAGACUCUUUCAUACAAAAACUUAAAAUUAAAUGUUUGGGAUUUAGGUGGCCAAACAAGUAUUAGACCCUAUUGGAGAUGUUACUAUGCCGACACCGCAGCAGUUAUAUUCGUAGUGGAUUCCACCGAUAAAGAUCGUAUGGCCACAGCAGCUAAAGAACUUCAUAUGAUGUUGCAAGAAGAAGAAUUGCAGGAUUCCGCAUUGUUAGUGUUUGCCAAUAAACAAGAUCAACCAGGUGCAUUAUCGGCAAGUGAGGUAUCAAAACAACUUAACUUGGUGGAAUUGAAAGAUAGGAGUUGGUCGAUAGUGGCAUCAAGCGCAAUAAAGGGCGAAGGUAUAAGCGAAGGUUUAGAUUGGUUGAUCGAUGUUAUAAAAGAAGAACAGUUAUAA